UGGCCUACAUUACACUGUAUUUCUCAACACCCACCUGGGCGCCAAUCACAGUGAAGCUCGAAGUGCAAUAUGUCACAAUAGUCUCCAUCACGCCUUAAUGUAACAUAGGAAGCACCCAGUGAUUAUCCAUUGACAAUGGACAUGUAUUCGAGAUUGUGCUUCAUGUUGACACUGUUCAUUUUGGAAUCUGUACCACUGGUGCUAGGAAGUGAUACAGUCCCAGGUAAAGUCAGCAAUUUGAAAACGACAUUAGUGACAUCCUCGGCCAUUGGUCUGUCAUGGACGGCAUCAACAAGUAACAUCCCCUUCACAAACUACGUGAUCUUUAUAAUCAAGGAGGGCAAAUGUACACAAGCCGACUACAUCAGAUGCUCUCGAAAUCAUACACUUUAUACAAAUGGUCACUGCACCGACACCUACGCGGGUGCAACUGCAACAUUUGCUGCAUGUCAUGGUGACAUGUCUUACAACGUCACUGCGAAGCUGACGUCGUACACAGACUACGUUGUCGCUGUCGCGGCUGCUUACGAGGCCACCGUAGGGGAAAACUCCACCCUCACAGCGAAGACACAAAUUGGAAUUCCAGCACCACCGACCAACAUCCGCCUAACUGCUCAGAACCAGUCAGCCAUCUUGGUUGAAUGGGACAUUCCUUUGCACAAUGCCGGGCCUACGUGGUACAAUGUUACGGUUCUUGGUGCAAUAAACAGGACGUCUAGCAUCGCCAUUGUCCAACGUGAAUACAAAGUUGAAGGUUGGAAGAGCAGUUCCUACGAGGUGACGGACUUGCUGAGCAGUUGGAGGUACAUGGUCAGCAUCACGGCCAGCACCAACGCUGGAACAUCAGACAGAACAACAUCCCAACAUGUCAGAACGCUACCAAGCGCUCCUGGUGCCGUGCAGAACAUCCACGUGAAGUUUGUCCCAAGUCAAUACCUGGCCGCCAGACUCAUCUGGGAAUGUCCCGCCGAGAAGAUGAGGAAUGGGCGCAUCACAAGCUACACCAUCAUCUACACAGGCAAUGGGUCCAUGACGAUGACGGCAGGGAGCUACUACCCCGAGGACCCUUGCACCACCCCCCACACGGCGUAUCUCCCUGUCAUCCCAGAUGGGCAGUACACAGUCCAGGUAUGGGCCAAUGCUGAAUUUCAAGGAAACAAAUCAACAAUGAUUUUUGUGGCAGACCGUAAUAAAAUGUCCUACAUGCCAUCGGUUUCCAACAUAACUGUUUCGACAGCAGAUCCCCACAGCUUAAUAAUUGUAUCCUCCACAUGUGGUUCCAUAAUCGCCAUGCUAUUUGUUGCUGUCAUAGCUCUUGUUAUCACAAGAUCAAGAGGUGUUUCACAAGAAAAGCGACUAUAUAUGGAUCGUUAGGUUGACUGAACAUCAACUGGAAAUUUCUCAGAACAAACAAGAACGAAUAUCUACCUCAUUUGUAGAAGAAACAGAGUCAUAAUAAAGUUAUCUGGGACGA
Molecule: messenger RNA, 1474 nt
Organism: Haliotis rufescens (red abalone)
Lineage: Eukaryota; Metazoa; Mollusca; Gastropoda; Lepetellida; Haliotidae
Product: fibronectin type III domain-containing protein 1-like
Exons: 11
Coding region: 136-1374 (412 amino acids)
Molecular function (GO): protein binding
Source: RefSeq, a predicted model, not a curated record